ACCACGCGGGGAAGCAGCGCUGUGAUUCAGGGCUCCCCUGGCCACUCCGGCUCCACGUCCAUGAGCCCAUCGGCAGCCCUGUCCACAGGGAAGCCAAUGGACAGCCACCCCAGCUACACGGACACCCCCGUGAGUGCCCCACGGACUCUGAGUGCAGUGGGGCCCCCCCUCAACGCCCUGGGUUCUCCAUAUCGAGUCAUCACAUCUGCCAUGGGCCCGCCGUCGGGAGCGCUAGCAGCGCCCCCAGGAAUCAAUCUGGUCGCCCCGCCCAGCUCCCAGCUAAAUGAGGUCAACAGUGUCAGCAUUUCAGAGGACAUCAAGCCCUUACCAGGGCUUCCUGGGAUUGGAAGCAUGAACUACCCAUCAACCAGCCCCGGAUCUCUGGUGAAACACAUCUGUGCCAUCUGUGGGGACAGAUCCUCAGGUACAUGUAGAAGCAGACGCCACUCUCGGGGGUCCUGUCCAGUGAGGGUCCCAGAGAUGGUGCCUGUUCCCUGCUCACCUGGCUACUUUGUACCCAAUGGAAGAAAAAGAGCCUUUUAGGGUCCAGCGUGGGGCCCAGGCUGUAAAUUUCUGUCACUGGAUUCAUAGCCUGAAAUCUGGAUGAAUUUUAAAUAUGAGUUCAUUUUUAAGGAUUGGAUUUAUAGGAAGCAUUUCAGAAACACGUCUUUGGAGUUACUGUGUUGCAUACCGUGUAUGUGGGAUAGUGAAGCUGUUGUAAUUAGCAAGUAUCUCUUUAAUUUUUUUAAAAAAUAUAUUUUUUUAUAAUUCUAAAAAUAUUGUCCCAGUGUAGGAAAUGUCCCAGUGUAGGAAAGAACUAGAAAAGCACAAAAGAAAACUAAAAAUAUUAUCUGUAAUGUUCCCGACAAAGAUAAAGACUUUACUAUUUUAGCAUAUUUCUUUCUACAACAUUCUAGGUUUUUAACAUGUUUUCAUGGAUAGAAAUCAGUGUGUUUUCACAGAUUUCAUCUUUUCUGAUCCUCUUCUAUUUUUGCCCAAAUGAUUUCUUUCCUGACUUCUCCUUCCUCUCCCUCACCCCCAAUCCCACCACUUUUGAGGACAUGAGAAUCUCUGUUUUGAUGAAUGAGAAGAUGGGGAAGGUUCUUUUCUAUGGCUGUCAUAGUAGUCGACUGAGGAUUCCUCAUCUUCCUGUUGUCACCAAAGCCACUGCAAAAUGCACUCCAUCGAAAGUUCCUGGUGCCUGGAACUGACUUCGCUAUGUGGCUGUUGUUUGCUUGCUCUCACAAAGUGGUUGCCAAAUUGUGCGGACUUGGCCAUUGCCAUAGCAACAGAAGGCCGGCCACACCCAAGCAGAGUUUCCUCUGCUAUGGCUUGUUUGAAAGUCUGGGAGGUUCACUCAAAAAUGGGAGAGUCAUGGGAAUGACAUGGAGGUACCAUGUUUCUCAAAGACAAAUACUUCAGAGUUGAGAGCAUUAGGAUUUUAAGGUCCAAGAUAAAAUCCCAUACUUAUUAUUGCUAUGCAUUCAGUGGAUUGGUGUGGUCAACUGAUUAAGCCCAGACUGGCUUCAUCAGGCAGGCUAUCUGGAGCUGGCUUCCUCUGACAUGUCAGCUCUUGGGAUGCAGAUUUGUAUGUUGACUAGUUCUCAAGGACUUCUUCACGUUCACUUUUAUAUCAGCCUAAAUAUAACUGAAGUAGAAAGUAAUGUCAGGUCUACAGCUCAACAGCAUCACGUAUUACACUGAAGAAUUAGAGGUAAAUAUAUUUCAAAUGAUCUGCUUCCUUCUAUUUUCCAAGUCCCACCUUCAGUUCAAUUGAGCACUGCUGCCUGGUGUGUAGAUUUGAGAAGGGCUGCUUAGAAGGAGCUGUGACUGAUUCUUGGUGCCCAUGUCCAGUGAGUGUGGCGGCUCUCUUGACACAAAUUAGCCGUCCGUGGCUGGGCUCAUUGAAAACUGUGUGGAACACGUAAUAAAGACAAUGGAACAUGUAACAGGAUAUUCUAGACCAAGCAAAACCACCUUCCAUCAGAUCUUUAUGUUACAAGACUGCACGUCCUUUUAUGCUCUAAAGAUCAUAUACCAAUUUAUUUCUCCAACAGGCACGAGCAUCUAGAAAAUCCAUAACUCAGGUUCCCGUUCCUAGUCUGUGGUGAAAGAGAAUACUUCUCAAUGGGGCUCCCAUGUCUUUGGGCCUCAAUUAUGGGGAAAUAUUAGUGAAGCUGAGGUUUUUCUUUUUUUUUUCCUGCUAGAUACUACAUAGCAAGCGUAAAUAUUUUUAUUUAUUAUGUAUACUAAUGUCUUGAAUGGAGACAGAACAUUUUGCUUAACUAAACACAAGAGUUGCCUUAAUAAAAUAAAUGUAAACAAAAUCUUGGGUCAGGACUUUUCUAAUCGUGCUCUCUGGAA
Molecule: messenger RNA, 2364 nt
Organism: Leptonychotes weddellii (Weddell seal)
Lineage: Eukaryota; Metazoa; Chordata; Mammalia; Carnivora; Phocidae
Source: RefSeq, a predicted model, not a curated record